Messenger RNA from Saxophila tyrrhenica, 960 nucleotides. RefSeq names its product Stress-activated PKC1-MPK1 kinase pathway sensor (gene SLG1). The record is from RefSeq and is a predicted model, not a curated record. Lineage: Eukaryota; Fungi; Ascomycota; Dothideomycetes; Mycosphaerellales; Extremaceae. Bases 1 to 960 code for a protein of 319 amino acids. The transcript has 3 exons.
AUGCCAUCAACACCACGAACCAUGUCCGCACCACUCCUCGUCCUCGCCUUCUCCGCCAUGGCCGCCGCGCAGGGCGUCUCGCUCAUCGGCUGCUACUCGUCCAUCAAGCCGCUCACAAACCAAGGCACCGACCGAUACCAGAGCUCGGGCGCCUGCUCGAAGACGUGCGCCAGGCAGAAUGCGGCGACGUUUGCGAUGUCGAGGGGCAAUUUGUGUUUCUGCGGUAAUAUGCUGCCUGCGGAGAGUACGCAGACGGAUGAUUCGGAGUGCGACACACCUUGUGUGGGAUACCCGGAUGAGAUGUGCGGUGGGCCAGACGCCUACUCAGUAUACCUCUCCGGCACCGAAGUCAACGUGCCCGUCUUCGGCUCGACCGGCGGUGACGACGGCGACGACAGCUCAGACAGCUCCGGCUCAUCUUCCAGCGCACCACCCACCACAUCCACAUCCACAUCCACAUCAACCUCCACACCACCCACCACCACAGCGACACGAACACGCCGACCCCGACCCCGACCCACAGUCGUCACCAGCGUCAACGAGGGCACCACCGUCUACGUCACCAACACCCCCACACCCCGCCCCGUAACCACCUCCUCCGCCACCCCGACCCCCGAAUCCUCCUCCCCAGAAGACAGCGGCACCAACAUCGGCGCCGUAGCCGGCGGCGUCGUCGUCGGCGUUGUCGCCAUCGCCGGCAUCGUGUUUGGAGUAUGGUUCUACCUCCGCCGCCGCAAGCAAAAGGAAGCGGAAGAAGAGUACAAGCGCACGCAAGUGGCGGAUUUCAUGCGCGGCGGCGGGAAUGGCGAGAGGAAGCCGCCGAAUACCGGGUACAGCCAUUCGAGCGAUUCGAGGCUGGAUCCCGGUGCGGGGGCGAGGAGGGAUAGUCAGGGGAGUAUUGCGGACGCGGGGGAUUAUUCGAGGAGGAUCUUGAGGGUCGCCAAUCCGGAUAACUCGUAG